This is a messenger RNA of Botrytis cinerea B05.10, 1604 nucleotides long. RefSeq lists its product as hypothetical. Gene Ontology annotation, biological process: phosphatidic acid biosynthetic process; triglyceride catabolic process. Gene Ontology annotation, cellular component: endoplasmic reticulum; lipid droplet. The coding region runs from base 526 to 1389 and encodes 287 amino acids. The transcript is spliced from 3 exons. Gene Ontology annotation, molecular function: acylglycerone-phosphate reductase (NADP+) activity; triacylglycerol lipase activity. Lineage: Eukaryota; Fungi; Ascomycota; Leotiomycetes; Helotiales; Sclerotiniaceae. The record is from RefSeq and is a predicted model, not a curated record.
GCCGUUCAUCUCUGCAAUUUGCAAGAACAAAGUUUAUCAGUCCACUCUCAUUGUCAAUUCUCAAUUCAACCCUUCCUAACAAUCAUCAAGGCUGCUCUCCUAUCGUCACACGAUCCAGUUGCCCUCCUUUGGAUUAAUUUGCAAAAUGCAGCCGCUAGUUUCGGCUUGAUCAGUAAUCAUCUCAAAGACCAAGAAGUCAUUUUAGUGCAAACUCACAUCGUCAAUAUGCAAGCGGAAACGUGGGCUUGUAAUGUUGCGGUGCGGAGCAACUUUGUUUCCGAAUUACCAAUAUGUCAUGUGUAUACAGUCUAGAGGGGAGACAAGGAAAUUCAAACUGAAUCCGAGCAGUUGGCUAGAAUCUUGGGAAAGUAUAUAAAUAAAAUAGUUCGUUGAGUAGGUUCUCUGGUAAAUCAAUCGUCUCAUAUCAUUCAUAUCUCCCGUUUGCAAUCUAUACACACAUAUAUUCAGACAAUACAAAGACGACUUCGUUGGGAAUUUCAAACACCACAUCUAUCCACAUAUAAUAUGGCCCAGAAAACAGUUUUGAUCACUGGUUGCAGUGAGGGGGGUAUUGGAGAUGCUCUCGCAAAAGCUUUUCAUCAACAAGGUCUUCGAGUUUUCGCUACAGCUCGAAAUCUUGCUAAAGUCGAACAUCUCAAGAAUUUAGGACUUGAUAUUCUUCCACUAGAUGUCACAGAUUCAAGAUCCAUCAAGGAGGCUGUUGAUGCCGUAGCAUUAAAAACUGGAGGGAAAUUGGAUUUUCUCGUUAACAAUUCCGGGGCUGGUUACGCCAUGCCACUGCUAGAUUCUGAGGUAUCAGUUGCUCAGAAGAUGUUCGAUAUCAAUGUCUUCGCUCUUGUAGCGGUUACACAGGCAUUUUCACCACUUCUUAUUUUCUCCAAAGGCACAAUCAUCAACAUCGGCUCAAUCGCUGGCGUUAGCCCCGGAUAUUGGCAAGGGUAUUACAAUGCAAGUAAAGCAGCAGUAAACUUAAUUACAGAUCAACUCCGUCUUGAGCUUGAGCCCCUUGGAGUUAAAGCCAUUCUCGUGGUCACUGGUGCGAUAAAAACCAAGUUUUUCGAUAACCAACCAUCGGUCACAUUACCAGAUGACUCGCCAUACGCGCCGGCAAGAGAUAUUGUUGAACAUGCUGCGGCGGGACACGUCAUAUCGAGUACUGGAGAGGAUGUCGACGUCUAUGCCAAAAAGGUAGUGAAGAACGCUUUGAAGAAGAAACCACAGACACAUCAAUGGACUGGUGGAGAUGCUUGGCCGGUUUGGUUCGCCUCGACCUUCUUUCCGCAUACUAUUUGGGAUUUGUUACUACCCUCACGAUGGAGUAUACCAGAGGUAAAGAAGAGAAUUUCGGUGGCGAAAAAACAGGGAUAGGUUGUAAUAAUUGAGCUACUGUUUUGUUUUAGGUGUUAGGCGUUGUUCGAUGAUCUGAUGGAAAUUUUGGGAAAUUAUACCGCUCUGUCCUCUUCCUUCCCACAUACUUCGGUUGUUUACCGCUCCCUAAUUCUUAAUUGCUUGCAUAAAGCAUUAUCAGUAAUCUCUAUAUAGCACUCUUAUAAAAAAUCAGAAAUCAAUUAUGGAUGAAUUGA